This is a messenger RNA of Coregonus sp. 'balchen', 16680 nucleotides long. The record is from the annotation of a GenBank genome assembly. NCBI's taxonomy places the organism in Eukaryota, Metazoa, Chordata, Actinopteri, Salmoniformes, Salmonidae.
AUGCAGACCAUAAAGUGUGUGGUGGUGGGUGACGGUGCAGUGGGAAAGACCUGCCUGUUGAUCUCCUACACAACCAAUAAGUUCCCCUCGGAAUACGUCCCCACGGUGAGUGGUACUGAUUGGAGUGUUGUCAAGAAAGGUCUUUGAGUGGGGCAUGGCCAAGUGUCAGGGUUUGUCAAGUGUCUAGGAUAAGGGGUAUGCAACAGGAGCCACUGCAGUUUGUGCCGUUUGUUCCAGACCAUUUCUAACACAUUUCUGAUUCAACUAAUCCAUUUUAAACCACUAUUGAAUGAAUCCGGUGUGUUUAGUGCUGAACAGGAACAAAAGCCUCCACACACUGUCUGUAAUUCUUUAUGGCUGGAGUUGCCAAUCAUUGAUCUGUGCAGAAUCUCAAAUAUAGAAUGGGUUUUGAUAAGAGAAGGUAUUUGUUUUCUUGCUGAAAAGAGCACCCCUUUGAGGAAGAGCCAAACUCGUAUGGAAUUGGUUGUCAGUUAGCCCAUAUCAGCUAUCAGUGACUGACAUAACAAGAGAGAAACUGUAGAAAUUGCACCUUGUGUAUUCUACUAUUCUAACUCGCAAUAUUAAGUUGACUGAGUUCCCAAAAAACCCACAACAUUAUUUUGGGGGUGGGAUGGGGGGAUUUAUCCGAGGGCCUUCAAAAAGGGGGCCGCCAGUUGUCCAUCCCUGAGGUAGCCUAAUCCUAUAGCUCACCAACUUGGGUAAUCAGUUAUCAGCACAGUGCUGUACCAGAGCCUGGCAGAGAGAGUCUGUCGACUCAGUCCUCUUUCCAGUCAGGCCCAACUGGGUGUGUUCAUGUUGUUGGCCCGUAAAACAGACCCAAUUGUCUCCAUGAUGUUUGUCUGUCCUUCUGUACUCAGUACAGUGCACUCUUCUCAUAAGAAUCACGUGGCAAUUUACGAUUUUUAAUUCUAAGCAGAUGACUCAAAAUCCUCAAACAAUGCACAGUGUUGACAACUACUGGUUGAUUUGGUAGGUAUUUAAAUACUCUUACAUGUACAGAAAUAGGCUGAGAUUACCUGCAAUUGGCCUAGUGUAGGCUUAUAUUAGAUGCAUGUAGUGCAUUCUUAUAACCUAAUUUAUUGGUGAAUACAGUCCUUGUACUACUGCAUUUGGGAGUUGAAACAUCUGAAUAUUGGUAUAGUGUGGACAGUCGCUGUUGUAGAGGCAGGUUUUGUUUUUACCCACCAUUCUCCAUGGUAUUAGGCCUAGCUCUGUCCAAACACAUUAUUGUCAUGGUGAUCAGAGAUGUGUUUUUGACUUUGCUUGGUUGCUCUUCAAUGUGUGCUGCCUGCCGCGCCUUUCCACUGCAUGCCCCAACGCCUCACUGUUUUUAUGUCUAAACUUGAACUGCCCUAAGAAGCACGGCCUCCCAUGGUUUCUCAACCCAAUAGAGACCGAGACUGUUCUCUCUCUGGAUCAGAUAACGGAUAAGCUGACCAAGGGUGUUUGGCAGACUGAAGUCCAUAGUUGCAUCUUAAUAGUCGAAAGUGUCUUCCUCGUCUCCUCGCUUUCGUCUUUCAGCACUGAUGUGUAAAGAAAUAGGCCUAUGAUAGAUAGCCUACCUCCUGGGAAAUUGCUUUCACCUCUCCAGUUCUUUCAUAUUCAGACAGUAUUCAGUAAUUCAAUAGUGUUGUCACGAUACCAGAAGUUUGACUUCGAUACCAGGUUUAGUAUCACGAUAAUCGAUACCAUCACGAUACUCAAUACCAAAAUGAUACCACAGCAAAAAAAGACAGUAUAUUAGCCAAAGUGCACAGAUGAAAAACAAUCUGUUUCCUUUCCAUUUGGGACUUAUUUUAUUGUACUGAUCAACAACAUUGGCAUAAAAUAAGCAAUCUCUUAUUUUAUAAAAGUGUGCGCUGUCUCUAAGACCUAAUGACAUCAUUCACACACACAGUGAGAGAGACGUGACCUAGGCGAGGAAGACUAAGUGAAUAGGUAAAUUGUUUUUUUACAUUGCCCGGUGCCCCGGGCCGGCGAGGUUUGCUCAUUUCGACCAUUCCAUUGAUCCUAAGGAGAAAUCUCCACUCACCCGGGACACGCAAAAUGAACUUGCCCAAUGAAUAACGUUUUUUUGGCAGUGACUGUAUGGUUUUUGGUGACAAUCAGCUUUGAAAUAAGCAUAUUUAGCGUUAUGGUUUGCAUAUUAUCACAAACAAAGUACUAGGGUAGUGAAUUGAUGUUAGCUUCAGCUGUAAACUAGCAAGGAAAGUUGGCCUACAAAGCUGGAAGCUACCGGUAUCUUCUUGCGUUGUAAAUUGUUCUAGCCUUUAAUGGGACUGUUUUGCGAACAGUAAUUAACAGUUGCAACAUUUCUAUAUGCCGUGUUGCAUUAUUAGUGUGUUAGCUUCUGUGCAGCAAGAGUGUGGAGCUAACAUGAUACAGCCAUAACUCCCAGUGAGUGCAGUGAUUCCUCAGGACAGGCUAGAGCUAGCAAUGAGUAAGUGGAGCAGGCACAGUACGCUCGCGCUAUAAGGUGACAUCAGCUUCACUGAUAGACAGACUUGAUCCUCUCUCAAUCAGUAGACGACGUGUGACACAUUUGAUAGAAGUACCGAAAGUAACAAACCAAGUACCAAACCGUUUUUCAUGUUCUAGUAUCGAAAAAGUACAGAAGUUUCGGUAUACAGUGCAGCACUAGUAUUCAGUCAUUUUCAGUGCAGUUAAAGGAGAGGUGACAAGGAGAGGAAGACAUUUUAGACCAUUGAGAUGCACCCCAACUCUAGCAAGCAUGACUUGUGGGUAGGGCUGUAAGGGUACACGUAUUCGUACUGAACCGGGACCUCUGUUCGGUACGCACUGUGUACCCGAAUGAAUACAUAAAAAAAUUUCAAAAAAUGAAAACACUAUAGGCAAUGCCUACGCUGCGUUGUAUGAAGUUGCCUUGAGAGUAAAUCUGAGCUGAGAAAACAUUGUAGGGUAUUCUGUUAAAACAACUACAGUUAUGCGCACGUUGAAAUCAAAAUUCUAAUCUUAAUUUCAAGAUAUCCUUCUGUGAGGCGCAGCCGGGAAUUCUGUUGAUGGGGAGUGGUGGGAUCGAUAAACCAUAAUUGGUGGAUACUCCAUCAUCGUUUAAAUCUCCAGUUUGGGAAAAUGUUGGCUUCACAGUCGAUUACAACAGCGAUCGACAGAGUUGUGGAUAAAAAGUUAAUAGUAUGUUCUCCACUGCUCAAGGAGAAUAGCCUAUGCAGAGUGGCGCGUGUGGCUUGUUGUUUUUGUCGGCCAAUCACAAGUCAUCAAAGCGCCAAGUCAUAGAGCAGGGGUGUCAAACGUCCGGCCCGCGGGCCGGAUCAGGCCCGCAAACGGGUUUAAUCCGGCCCGCGAGAUGAUUUCGGAAAAAACAAAACAAUUUUUUUUUUUUGUAAAGUAUAAAAAUGCGCUGCAAUUUUUCAAUAAAAUAAACUGCUGUUCCAAUUGCGUCCACUGGAUGGCGCAAUAGCAAUUGUGUUAAGCAAGCAAACUGUUUAUACCGGGGCAGAGCAAGUAGGUCAAGCACGUGCAGCCAAUGAGCUACUUUGUUUUGCCCGCGAUAUUUAUUACGGCUUCUACUUUUAACAUUAUGUGCUUUGGCACCCUCAUUGCCCCAAUAUGUCUCUGUCAAAAAAGAGAAAAGUGGACGCAGAGUGUUCCAAGAAAAAUGGUCAUCCUAUUUAUUCACGGAAUUGAAUGGGAAAGCUGUAUGUUUGGUGUGUUCAGAGCAUGUUGCAGUGCUGAAAGAAUAUAACCUUCGUCGCCACUAUGUGAGUCUUCAUGCCGACAAAUAUGACAACUUUCAAGGACAGCGGAGAUGAGAGAAGGUGAAUGAACUGUUGGGGGAUCUGAAGAAACAGCAGUCUGUGUUUACUCACAGCCGAGACAUUAGUGACGCUGCAGUGAAAGCUAGCUACCUCAUUGCUAAUGAAAUCGCAGUGGCUUCAAAACCAUUUAGUGAGGGUGAAUUUGUAAAAACAUGCAUGAUGAAGGCAGCGGAGAUUGUGUGCCCUGAAAAGCGGCAGGCUUUUGCAAAUAUCAGCCUGACAAGAAACACAGUUGCAGACAGGAUUUCCGAUCUUUCAGUGGAUUUGGACAGCCAGUUGAAGCAAAAAGUAGUCAUUUAUUGCGUUUUCGGUUGCAAUUGAUGAAAGCACGGACAUUACAGAUGUUGCACAACUGGCCAUUUUCAUCCGCGGAGUUGAUGACACAUUGACCGUCACCGAGGAGUUCGUGGAGUUGGUGCCGAUGACAGAUACAACGACAGCAGCUGAUAUUUUUACCGCACUCGUCGGCGCGCUGGACAGGGUCGGAGUGGACUGGUACCGCGCUGUCAGCCUGGCUACAGAUGGUGCGCCCUCAAUGAUCGGGAAAAAAGCAGGCGUUGUGACAAAGUUCAGAGAGAAAGUGCAAUCUGCAAAUGGAGGACGUGAUUUUUUGACUUUUCACUGUAUUUUGCACCAGGAGGCUUUGUGUUGCAAGUCAUUAAAGAUGGAUAACGUCAUGAAGGUGGUCAUCCAAACUGUUAAUUUCAUCCGAUCCAGAAGCCUGAAUCACCGUCAGUUUGACAGCCUUCUCAGAGAGAAAGACCACAUCUAUGGCCUGCCAUACCACACUGAGGUAAAAUGGUUAAGCCGAGGUGCUGUGCUGAGGCGUUUCUUUGAUUUACGAGAAGAAAUUGAACAGUUCAUGGAAGAAAAGGGCAAACCAGUGUUAGAAUUUCAUUCCGCAGAAUGGAUGCAGGACCUUGCAUUUAUGGUGGAUGUUACAGAGCACCUGAAUAACUUGAACAAACAGCUGCAAGGGCGCAACAAAGUUGUCACGCAGUAUUAUGACAGCAUACGUUCUUUCAAGUUGAAGCUGUCAUUGUGGGAGACGCAACUUGCCGGUGGUGAUGCAGCUCACUUCCCCUGUCUGAAAAAUGUGUGCGCGACCCAACAUGUGGCAGACAUGAAGCGGUUCAAAUAUAAAAUAACGGGACUGUUACGGGAGUUUGAGCAACGCUUUCAGAUUUAUGUUUAUAUGUUUUUAUGUUGAUGUGCUAUUGUUUUUAAUUUAUUUUAUUUGUAUAUUUAACCUAUUCUUGACUCUGUGGUUCUUGCACUUGUUUGGGGAACAGGAUUUCAUUAUUUUUAUCUACAUUUCUGCCUGAGAAAUGACACCCUGAUAUAGUUCUGUGAUCUGUGAUAUACUUCUGUGAAUCACUGAGGCAUUGUGUGUUUGUGUGUUCUUUGUCCUCAGAACUUUCAAAUAACUUGAGGUGUUUUAUGAUUAAUAGUGAUGUUGUGCUUUUGGACACUGUCCUCAGGCUCCAGCUUUAUGUUUAUAUGUUUUUAUGUUGAUGUGCUAUUGUUUUUAAUUGAUUUUAUUUUAUUUGUAUAUUUAACCUAUUCUUGACUCUGUGGUUCUUGCACUUGUUUGGGGAACAGGAUUUCAUUAUUUUUAUCUACAUUUCUGCCUGAGAAAUGACACCCUGAUAUAGUUCUGUGAUCUGUGAAACAGUUCUGUUAAUCACUGAGGCAUUGUGUGUUUGUGUGUUCUUUUUCUUUAGAAUGUUCAAAUAAACUUGACGUGUUUUAUGAUUAAUAGUGAUGUUGUGCUUGUACUAUUUUGGACACACUGUCCUCAGGCUCCAGCUUUAUGUUGUAUGUUGAUCGUAUUAAAACAAAGAAAACAAUCUGAAGUUGUUGUUUUUAAGUUAUAUAUAUAUACCAUGAUUUUUCCGGUCCGGCCCACUUGGGAAUAGAUUUUCCUCCAUGUGGCCCCUGAGCUAAAAUGAGUUUGACACCCCUGUCAUAGAGCCUCCGUGUGUGGCAAAGCAAGUUAGGAGAUUAUCUAAUCAAUGGAAGAUGGAAUUAGUUUAAAUGAGAAGUAUAUGCUAUAACGAACAAGAGCUAACAGGUAGGCAGCUAUUUAAUCAUUUGAAUGGAGGUGUUAUUUGUAACUAACUGUAGGACAGGAAGAAAACGCAUGCGGACUCAAUUAGACUAGCUCGCAGGCUAGCUCGCAGGCUAGCUAUUUUAGCCAACUAAUAAUAAUAAUAAGCCAUUUAGCAGACGCUUUUAUCCAAAGCGACUUAGUCAUGUGUGCAUUCAUUUUUACGUAUGGGUGGUCCUGGGGAUCGAACCCACUACCCUGGCGUUACAAGCCCCAUGCUCUACCAAUUGAGCUACAGAGGACCAACUACCUUCUCUCGGUUUGAUGCAGUCAAGAGAGGUACUACGUAAUCAUAUAGGAUGAUAAAUAACCUAGCUAUGACAAGCUAGAAGUUAGUCUACUAGCGCCAGUCGGCUCGGUUGGUUGCUGCCUCUACCUUGCUCCCGUUUCACUUGCUCACUGUAUACACACCGCAAGGCCCCUCCUCCGCCUGCUCUCCCUCAUGCUGUAUCAGCUCUGGUUAAUAAAAUAGCUUAGAAAUUGACUUUUCUGCUGCUUCCCUCAUUGAUCCAACCACGUCUAUACAGAACCUGUCGUCCUCGGGUCCGUUCAGAACAGGUCUCUGUAUUGAAAAAUGUAUUUAUGCAUAUUUGUUCAGGUGGGACAGUAUAAAAAAAUAAAGAUAUAUAUAUAUACAUUGUAUGCACUCACUAACUGUAAGUUGCUCUGGAUAAGAGCGUCUGCUAAAUGACUAAAAUGUAAAUGUACUUGUGGGUGCAUCUCAAUGGUCCUCUCCUUGUUGCCCAGUGAGGCUCAAAUUCAAGUGUACUAGGAUGAGGCCUGAGAUGAAACAGGGAGUGGACAGCCAGGGAAAAAGGUAAAUUGGUGGUUUAGUGACUACACAAGGCAGGAAUGUCAGGAAUCUCCCACCCAAAUUAAAGGAAUGUCCCUCAUGCGCCACACUAAAGUAAUAGUAGUUAACACUGUUGCUCAUUCCCAGGUGACAGCCAUAAGACAGCCAUUCUUUUUAUAUAGAAUGCCAGCAGUGAUUUAGUGUUUCACACUAGUCCACAUUUUCCAAAGCAAUGUCAAGAACUGCCUACACCAUUUUCAGUCACUUUUUGCACCCCACCUAAGUAAUGGUGGGAGAAACACUGGUUGGGCUAAAGAGAGAAUGUGUUUUUUACAAAUUUCCUUCAAAGUUUGCUGACCUAAAAAUAAGCUUGAAAAUGAUACUGCCCAUGAACCUGCGCUACGGUAGUCACUGUCUACGCAGUAUUGUGUGACGGAGACAACAUGAGAAAUGGCAAUGCCAUUCAGCUGCAUUUGGGACAAAGCAUAGUUGUUUCAUCAGCACAUAUAAAUGAGUCAGACAGUUUCUCAUUCUUACUGAACAGUAGGUGGCUUCAUUGCCUCUACAGGGAGGCACCUUAAGAGGAACGCAGUGAAACAUUCUGAAUUUAUUUUAUUUAUUUAACUAGGCAAGUCAGUUAAGAACAAAUUCUUAUUUACAAUGACUGCCUACCCCGGCCAAACCCGGACGAUGCUGGGCCAAUUGUGCGCCGCCCUAUGGGACUCCCAAUCACGGCCGGUUGUGAUACAGCCUGGAAUCGAACCAGGGGGUCUGUAGUGACGCCUCAAGCACUGAGAUGCAGUGCCUUAGACCGCUGCGCCACUCGGGAGCCCAUUGGUACCCUACGUACGCAACACAAGAAUGCGUACCAUUUUGCGUAGCUACUUGUAGUUCUUCCAUGCGUACAUAUGGUAUAAAUCAGGGCUUACUUAGUUGACAACAUGGUUCCCUUUGACCACCUGACACUCUAAGUGUCAUAGACUGUUCUGUCAAGGGAACCAAAGUGAGGGGUUUUCAUGUGUUGUGUAUAUAAUGGGAAAUUGGCCUAGGUUAUGAAACUGAACCUAGCCACAGCAUGACCAUAUUCCUGUAUCCAUACCUGUACCAUAUAGAUUAAAUGGUUACAAAGAUAGGAAGAGGUCUGUCUGUAUUAAAGAGAUGCUCUGCUUUUUUUCACCACACUCUACAAAGCAAGUCCUGCAGGCUCUAGUUUUAUCGUAUCUUGAUUAUUGUCCAGUCAUAUAGUCAAGUGCUACAAAUACAUACCUAGUUAAGCUGCAGCUGGACCAGAACAGAGUGGCAUGUCUUGCUCUGCAUUGUAAUCAGAGGGCUAAUAUUAAUAGCAUGCAUGCCAGUCUCUCUUGGUUAAGAGUUGAGGAGAGACUGACUGCGUCACUUCUUGUUUUUAUAAGAAACAUGAAUGUGUUGGAAAUUCCUAAUAGUUUGCGUAGUCAACUUAUACACCGCGCUGACACACACACUUACCCACCAGACAUGCCACCAGGGGUCUUUUCACAGUCCCCAGGUCCAGAACAAAUUUCAAGGAAACGUACAUUAUUGUAAGUGAACAGAAAACCUGGUUUAAAAAAAACAAAUAAAGCAACACCUCACGGUACAACGCCUCUCCCCCAUGUGACCUACUUAUUUGUGUGUAUGUACUGACAUGUAUGUGUAACUGAUAGAUGCACACACACAAUAUACAUGUUAAUGUUUUUAAAUGUAUGUAAAGUCUUUUGUCUGUAAUGUAUUUUUCAUUAUGUGUCGGACCCAAGUAAUACUAGCUGUCGCCAUUGGAGUCGGCUAAUGGGGAUCCUAAUAAAUGUAAUUAUGUAGGACUACUGUGAACUCGCACUCUGUGGAAAUAAAUAAUCUAAAAGAAUCCAUCCAGUUUUGAAAAUGUUGGUUGUAUUGUGAUCCUUAUUUCCUUGCUAUUGAUUCAAUAAAGAAAUUGUUCACAAAAAAAGUUAAUAAUUUAUACAACACAACACAAUUCCACAGAUGUCUCAAGUUUUGAAGGAGUGUGCAAUUGGCAUGCUGACUGCAGGAAUGUCCACCAGAGCUAUUGCCAGAGAAUUGAAUGUUCAUUUCUCUACCAUAAGCCACCUCCAACGUCAUUUUAGAGAAUUUGACAGUACGUCCAACCGACCUCACAACCGCAGACCACGUGUAACGACGCCAGCCCAGGACCUCCACAUCCGGCUUCUUCACCUGCGGUACGGUCUGAGACCAGCAACCCGGACAGCUGAUGAAACUUUGGGUUUGCACAACCGAAGAAUUUCUGCACAAACUGUCAGAAACCGUCUCAGGGAAGCUCAUCUGUGUGCUCAUCGUCCUCACCAGCGUCUUGACCUGACUGCAGUUCGGCGUUGUAACCGACUUCAGUGGGCAAAUGCUCACCUUCGUUGGCCACUGGGAAGCUGGAGAACUGUGCUCUUCAUGGAUGAAUCCCAGUCUCAACUGUACCGGGCAGAUGGCAGACAGCAUAUAUGGUGUCGUGUGGGCGAGCGGUUUGCUGAUGUCAACAUUGUGAACAGAGUGCCUCAUGGUGGGGUUAUGGUAUGGGCAGGCAUAAGCUAUGGACAACGAACACAAUUGCAUUUUAUCGAUGGCAAUUUGAAUGCACAGAGAUACCGUGACGAGAUCCUGAGGCCCAUUGUCGUGCCGUUCAUCUGCCUCCAUCAGCAUGAUAAUGCACACUCCCAUGUCACAAGGAUCUGUACACAAUUCCUGGAAGCUGAAAAUGUCCCAGUUCUUCCAUGGCCUGCAUACUCACCAGACAUGUCACCCAUUGAGCAUGUUUGGGAGGCUCUGGAUCAACGUGUACGACAGCGUGUUCCAGUUCCCACCCAUAUCCAGCAACUUCGCACAGCCAUUAAGGAGUGGGACAACAUUCCACAGGCCACAAUCAACAUCCUGAUCAACUCUGCAAAGGAGAUGUGGCGCUGCAUGAUGGUGGUCACACCAGAUACUGACUGAUUUUCUGAACUGCAUGAACUGUAACUCAGUAAAAUCUUUGAAAUUGUUGUGUUUUAUGUUUUUGUUCAGUGUACAUAGGAGAGUCACAGCUUUGUGAGUGUCAUAUAUUUCUCACCUUUUAAUAUUGAGUUCAUGGCACCACUUUACAAUCGGAGCAGGCUAUAGUUAGUUGAUUCGCCUGCGGAGCGUUCCAUUUGCAGUGAAUAGGACUACAUCAAGUAGUCUAGGCCUAGCGCUGGAAAGUUUUUGUAGGACAUUAGCCUAGAUUUACUGUUAGAUUAAUCAAUUAGCCUACAUGGCUAUCUAGCAGCAAUAUCAUAUUUAGAGUUAGCAAUCUAGCUAAGUGUUUUGAGUUUCCACUUCCUCAGGUGGUGAAUAAUAUAGCUUAUACAGUGAGGGGAAAAAAGUAUUUGAUCCCCUGCUGAUUUUGUACGUUUGCCCACUGACAAAGAAAUUAUCAGUAUAAUUUUAAUGGUAGGUUUAUUUGAACAGUGAGAGAUAGAAUAACAACAAAAAAAUCCAGAAAAACGCAUGUCAACAAUGUUAUAAAUUGAUUUGCAUUUUAAUGAGGGAAAUAAGUAUUUGACCCCCUCUCAAUCAAAAAGAUUUCUGGCUCUCAGGUGUCUUUUAUACAGGUAACGAGCUGAGAUUAGGAGCACACUAUUAAAGGGAGUGCUCCUAAUCUCAGUUUGUUACCUGUAUAAAAGACACCUGUCCAUAGAAGCAAUCAAUCAAUCAGAUUCCAAACUCUCCACCAUGGCCAAGACCAAAGAGCUCUCCAAGGAUGUCAGGGACAAGAUUGUAGACCUACACAAGACCAUCGCCAAGCAGCUUGCUGAGAAGGUGACAACAGUUGGUGCGAUUAUUAGCAAAUGGAAGAAACAUAAAAUAACUGUCAAUCUCCCUCGGCCUGGGGCUCCAUGCAAGAUCUCACCUUGUGGAGUUGCAAUGAUCAUGAGAACGGUGAGGAAUCAGCCCAGAACUACACGGGAGGAUCUUGUCAAUGAUCUCAAGGCAGCUGGGACCAUAGUCACCAAGAAAACAAUUGGUAACACACUACGCCGUGAAGGACUGAAAUCCUGCAGCACCCGGAAGUUCCCCCUGCUCAAGAAAGCACAAAUACAUGCCCUUCUGAAGUUUGCCAAUGAACAUCUGAAUGAUUCAGAGGAGAACUGGGUGAAAGGAAAGUGUGGUGGUCAGAUGAGACCAAAAUGGAGCUCUUUGGCAUCACCUCAACUCGCCGUGUUUGGAGGAGGAAGAAUGCUGCCUAUGACCCCAAGAACACCAUCCCCACCGUCAAACAUGGAGGUGGAAACAUAAUGCUUUGGGGGUGUUUUUCUGCUAAGGGGACAGGACAACUUCACCGCAUCAAAGGGACGAUGGACAGGGCCAUGUACCGUCAAAUCUUGUGUGAGAACCUCCUUCCCUCAGCCAGGGCAUUGAAAAUGGGUCAUGGAUGGGUAUUCCAGCAUGACAAUGGCCCAAAACACACGACCAAGGCAACAAAGGAAUGGCUCAAGAAGAAGCACAUUAAGGUCCUGGAGUGGCCUAGCCAGUCUCCAGACCUUAAUCCCAUAGAAAAUCUGUGGAGGGAGCUGAAGGUUCGAGUUGCCAAACGUCAGCCUCAAAACCUUAAUGACUUGGAGAAGAUCUGCAAAGAGGAGUGGGACAAAAUCCCUCCUGAGAUGUGUGCAAACCUGGUGGCCAACUACAAGAAAUGUCUGACCUCUGUGAUUGCCAACAAGGGUUUUGCCACCAAGUACUAAGUCAUGUUUUGCAGAGGGGUCAAAUACUUAUUUCCCUCAUUAAAAUGCUAAUCAAUUUAUAAAAUUUUUGACAUGUGUUUUUCUGUAUUUUUGUUGUUGUUAUUCUGUCUCUCACUGUUCAAAUAAACCUACCAUUAAAAUUAUAGACUGAUCAUUUCUUUGUCAGUGGGCAAACUUAGAAAAUCAGCAGGGGAUCAAAUACUUUUUUCCCUCACUGUAUAUGCACAAAGAUGUUGGAAAAUGAUCUGAAGAGCCAAAAAAACAUCUCUUAAUUCUGGAUCCUAUUUUGACAAAUUGCACAUCAAAAUAUCAAUCAUGCAUUUCCUGGAUAUGUUAGAUGAAAUGGCUUACUUUUUUAAUCAUAGGCUACCAUCUCAGUUGUGUUACUUGGCACUGGAAAGAAAUGGUAAAAUACUCUCUAUUGUAUAGUACAAGACAUUCUACUGCAAGGAUCACCAACUAAUAUUCAGCUACGGCCCAAAUUAUUUUUUUAUUGAGCGGCUGGUCAGGAGGCCAGAACAUAAUUACAAAUAAUUAGUAGACUGCAAAUUGACCGCAAGAAGCCCGGUCAGAUAUAAUAUUUGAAUAAAACAUAAUAAUUUCUAACCUUGCUUACAUUUGUGUAUAUAUAAUAUAUCUGUCUAUUAUGUGUGGGAAUACUUUGGAACAGAUUUCCCAGAUUAAAAUCACUUGGAGCUGAUGUGCUGGUGUUUUUAGUAUUAUAUGUCCAACAAGUAAAAAACAUAUAGAUAAUUAUUCAUGUUUUUGCUCAGAAAACUUGGGGGGGGGGGGCAAAUAAAAUCCCCCGUGGACCGCCAGUUGGGUAACCCUGUUCUGCUGUAUAGUACAAGACUUUCCAGAGGUUUGGAAUGAGGCAAAACCUGCCACACACUCAUCUGAUAUCUAAUAGUGAAAGAGGACACUUAACACAGUCAUACUGACACCGGAUAGGAACAUCAAAAAUAAAGUAUUGAGCAACUUUUGGCUUUUGGCCUUUAAGCACUGCCUCAAUGUCAAUCAGACAGUUCUGUGGUUGCCAUGGCACCGUGAAAUAGCCUAGGCAGAGACCUCUGUAAAUAUUGUACAUGUUUUGAUAUUUAAAAAAUAUAUGUUUUGUUGCAUAAAAAAACUAAUAUUUGGGGGGUUUUGAUUGCUCUGGGUUUUGUUCACCUACAUCUGGUUGUCUUGACUCACAGAGUUGCAGAUCUGAGAUGAAAUGCCUACUUGUUUGGCUUGAUAGCUAGUGAGCUACCUAGUUAGCUGGCUAUUUGGAUGUAAAUAAUGCAGCGCUGUUGUUUUUUUUUCAUCUGCUUGGAAAGACAACAACAACUGCAUGCGAUGUCCAGGGAUGGCAGAGAAGGCUAAAGGACUGGUUCCUAACUACUGUCUGUGUGGUGGCUUUUGAGCGCUUUUUCAGCAGCCAUGGCAUUACCCAGGUGGGUGCCACAUUUUCGGCAAUGGAGUACCAGUACCUGCGGAGAAGCGGCUUCUGUGGAGGAACUGAAGGUCAGCGAAACCAGUGGGGUGCCCUGACAAAGAGCUUAGGGCCUGUUUGUCAGACUGCAUUUGUUUCUCCCUGGAUGUACCAACAAUGCCCCCUUCACUCAAGCUAUACUGCCUUUCCAGCCCACUGCCUCAACUCCCUUUCCAUCAUCCGGAACCAACAACUAGCGAGACUUUUCAAUCUCCAUCACAUACUUUUUUUAUUCCUGGACUACAAUGGAAAUAAGGCAGACUUUUUUGUGAUAUCCCUGUCAUGUUUUUAAAAUGUAUACUGCGUAUAUACACUACCGGUCAAAAGUUUUAGAACACCUACUCAUUCAAGGGUUUUCUUUAUUUUUACUAUUUUCUACAUUGUAGAAUAAUAGUGAAGAUAUCAAAACUAUGAAAUAACACACAUGGAAUCAUGUAGUAACCAAAAAAGUGUUAAACAAAUCAAGAUUCUUCAAAUAACCACACUUUGCCUUGAUGACAGCUUUGCACACUCUUGGCAUUCUCUCAACCAGCUUCACCUGGAAUGCUUUUCCAACAGUCUUGAAGGAAUUCACACAAUUGCUGAGCACUUGUUGGCUGCUUUUCCUUCACUCUGCGGUCCAACUCAUCCCAAACCAUCUCAAUUGGGUUGAGGUUGGGGGAUUGUGGAGGCCAGGUCAUCUGAUGCAGUACUCCAUCACUCUCCGUCUUGGUAAAAUAGCCUUACACAGCCUGGAGGUGUGUUGGGUCAUUGUCCUGUUGAAAAACAAAUGAUAGGCCCACUAAGCCCAAACCAGAUGGGAUGGCGUAUCGCUGCUGAAUGCUGUGGUAGCCAUGCUGGUUAAGUGUGCCUUGAAUUCUAAAUAAAUCACAGACAGUGUCACCAGCAAAGCACCCCCACACCAUAACACCUCCUCCUCCAUCCUUUACAGUGGGAAAUACACAUGCGGAGAUCAUCCGUUCACCCACACCGCGUCUCACAAAGACACGGUGGUAGGAACCAAAAAUCUCCAAUGUGGACUCUAGACCGAAGGACACAUUUCCCACCGGUCUAAUGUCCAUUGCUCUUGUUUCUUGGCCCAAGCAAGUCUCUUCUUCCAUGAAGGCCUGAUUCACACAGUCCCCUCUGAACAGUUGAUGUUGAGAUGUGUCUGUUACUUGAACUCUGGGAAGCAUUUAUUUGGGCUGCAAUUUCUUAGGCUGUUAACUCUAAUGAACUUAUCCUCUGCAGCAGAGGUAACUCUGGGUCUUCCAUUCCUGUGGUGGUCCUCGUGAAAGCCCAAAAAAAAAACUUGAUGGUUUUUGCGACUGCACUAGAAGAAACUUUCAAAGUUCUUGAAAUGUUCCGUAUUGACUGACUUUCAUGUCUUAAUGUAAUGAUGGACUAUCAUUUCUCUUUGCUUAUUUGAGCUGUUCUUGCCAUAAUAUGGACUUGGUCUUUUACCAAAUAGGGCUAUCUUCUGUAUACCCCCACUACCUUGUCACAACACAACUGAUUGGCUCAAACGCAUUAAGAAGGAAAGACAUUCCACAAAUUAACUUUUAAGAAGGCACAUCUGUUAAUUGAAAUGCAUUCCAGGUGACUACCUCAUGAUGCUGGUUGAGAGAAAACCAAGAGUGUGCAAAGCUGUCAUCAAGGCAAAGGGUGGCUAUUUGAAGAAUCUCAAAUGUAUAAUAUAUUUUGAUUUGUUUAACUCUUUUGGUUACUACAUGAUUCCAUAUGUGUUAUUUCAUAGUUUUGAUGUCUUCACUAUUAUUCUACAAUGUAAAAAUUAAAGAAAAACCCUUGAAUGAGUAGGUGUUCUAAAACUUUUGACCUGUAGUGUGUGUUUUUUUAACUGGCAAAACUCGAUCAAAACUCAACAUGUUACGUUGAAAUCCCUAAUGAUUUAUCAUUUUUCUCUCUCUCUUCCUCAGGUGUUUGAUAACUAUGCGGUGACAGUGAUGAUCGGAGGGGAGCCCUACACUCUGGGGCUGUUCGAUACAGCAGGUAAAACAAAAUGGCCGCUCUCUGCUACAUGAGCGCUUCCUAACUACAGUGUCUUGAGCCUCGACUUGUAAUACCUUCUUCUCACUCACCAUGGUCUGCCUGUAUUAUUUUCACAUGGUGCUUACGUGGGCAUUAUGGAUCGUGUUUCUCGCCAGGCAUCUAAUCGUUUAACAUUGCAUGGGUAACUCACCUUGUGCACUAGCCUAUGUAGUGAUAGCAUGUACCAUGGUGUCUAAACUAGUUUUUGUGUUUGUGGGUUAGUCUACUGAUGUGUUAGUCCACUGAGCUCAAAUAUUAGCUAGAUAAUGUAGAGGCCAUUGUGUAGUUGCUUAUUUAGGCUUUUUCUUGCAUAUGAAAGGGAUCCUUGAUGUAAAAUCCUAAAAAUGUUGCUGUCUCACUCUGUCACCCUCCCCAGGUCAGGAGGACUAUGACCGACUGCGACCGCUCAGUUACCCCCAGACAGAUGUCUUCCUUGUGUGUUUCUCUGUCAUAUCGCCCUCCUCCUUUGAGAACGUCCGUGAGAAGGUGUGUGUGUGUGUGGAAUAUAACUUUAUUGUCCAUUGGUUAGAACGGACAUUCGUUUUCGGCCUUUCCCAACACCCCCAGAUACAAACACACACACCUGUGACUUUUUUCUAGCCCAUGUCUUUACACCUGUGUUUCUCUGUAAACAUAGCAUUGUGCUCCUCUUCCGUGUGUGUUGGGGUUAGUAUUCUUUCUCUCCCCUCUCUUUUCUCUCUCGCCAUUACUCACACCUGCAUAAUUAAGCAAUAAGGCCUGAGGGGGUGUGGUAUAUGGCCAAUAUACCACGGCUAAGGGCUGUUCUUAUGCACGACGCAACGCAGAGUGCCUGGACACAGCCCUUAGCCGUGGUAUAUUGGCCAUAUAUCACAAACCCAGAGGUGCCCUAUUGCUGUAAUAAACUGGUUACCAAUGUAAUUAGAAGAGUAUAUAUUUUGUCACACCCGUGGUAGACUGUCUGUAAUACCACGGCUUUCAGCCAAUCAGCAUUCAGGGCUCGAACAAUCCAGUUUAUAAAAUUAUAUAUAACAUGAAACACUCCCAUACUCAAUGGCCAUAAUAUACAGCAGGAUCAGAACCCGGGUGGGAUCCUAAUAUGCCCCCCUCCUCUCCCACAGUGGGUCCCAGAGAUCUCCCACCACUGUCCGCGUACACCCUUCCUGCUGGUGGGCACCCAGAUGGACCUGAGGGACGACAGCAACACGGUGGAGAAGCUGGCUAAGAACAAGCAGCGGCCCCUGGCCCCUGAGAGUGGAGACAAGCUGGCCCGGGACCUCCGGGCAGUCAAAUACGUGGAGUGCUCCGCCCUCACCCAGGUGUGUGUGGGUGCGUGUGUGUGUACGUGUGUACAUGUGGGCGAGAGAUACAAUCUCUAUCUACUAAGUCUCUGGCCCUCAUUCAGGUAAACAGGAAAUGGUGGGUGUAAGUGACUUGAAUGGUUUCUGAAAAGUACCUUCCUCUCACUCUAUCGACCUCUGUCCUCCUUUGUUUUGAUAGAUGUCAUAUUUACUCACUAGGAACUACUAGCGGAUGAUGGCUACUGUCGACAGCAUUUCAAAUUGCAACUGUGGACAUUUUGAAAUUAGGACAGUGGAUCAAUUAGUAAAUUGACCUCUCUCUCUCUCUCUCUCUCUCUCUCUCAGCGAGGUCUGAAGAACGUGUUUGACGAGGCCAUCCUAGCUGCGCUGGAGCCGCCAGAGACCAAGCCCAAGAAACGCUGCGCACUCUUAUAA